CAGUAUAUGACGGAUGGGGUCAACUGAGGAUGGACAAGUGGUUGAGAGGAAGCAGCACUCAGUUAUUUCAAGGGCUGCUCAGGAUCGACGUUUCCCAUGGCAGCUACGUGUCUGUUUCCGCCGUCUUUGACUGAUGUCCAUGGUCCCUAGCAGGAGAAGCUGUGUGCUCUUCAGAUACAAGGGUGUCAUUGGGCUGUGAACAAUGGAUUCCCUGGAUCAUAUGCUCACUGACCCAUUGGAGUUGGGGCCUUCUGGAGAAGGCAAUGGCUCUCAAAUUAUGGAGGAUUGCAUGCUGGGAUCCAUACGCAUUAGUCUGCCAGAGGAUCUCCUGGAGGACCCUGAAAUCUUUUUUGAAGUUGUAAGUCUUUCAACAUGGCAGGAUGUUCUGAUGGAUUCACAACGAGAACAUUUGAAAAAGUUUUUGCCUCAUUUCCCAGAAAACAACACAGAACACCAGAAUAAUCUCAUUUUGUCUCUGUUUAAUGGAGAAAACUUCCGGUUUGGAAAUCCCCUACACAUUGCCCAGAAGCUGUUCCGAGAUGGACACUUCAAUCCUGAAGUAGUAAAAUAUCGACAGCUUUGCUUCAAAUCUCAGUACAAGCGCUACCUCAGUUCCCAGCAGCAGUACUUUUACCGGUUGCUGAAACAAAUUUUAGCCUCCCGGAAUCAACUGUUAGAGCUGGCUAGGAAAGGUGGCCCCAGUCUUUCUGUGAAGAGGAAAUACUCAGCGGCUGCUUGUGCUGCUGAAGAACGAGACAGACGAACACAUCAGCGGUACCUAAAAAUCCUCAAGGAGGUAAAAGAGGAAUGUGGAGAUACUACUUUAUCCUCUGAUGAAGAAGAUCUUAGUUCCUGGAUCCCAAAUUCUCCUGCUCAUUGCCCAAGUCCUGCUGUUCCACUCAGGGUAAUACCAACAUUAUCAACUCAGGAUAUGAAAACUGCAGCAAAAAUGGAUUUUGAUGAGAAUGUUCUGAAGCUGAUGCUGAAGAAACACCACGAAAAGCGCAAGCGGCAGCCUAACCAUCCUGAUUUAAUGACAGGGGACUUGACUCUGAAUGACAUCAUGACACGUGUGAAUGCUGGCAGGAAAGGAUCCUUGGCGGUCUUGUUUGACCUGGCUGUCCUCAAAAAGAAGGUGAAGGAAAAGGAGGAGAAAAAGAAGAAAAAGCUAAAAGUGGUUAAAUCAGAAGCAGAAGACUUCUCUGAGUCCCUGGGAAACACUGAAGGAAUGCCUCCAAUGUCUCAAGAUCCAUCCCCUAUUCCUCCCAUUUGGGAUUCACCAUCCCUCCCAUCUGUUAAAGAAGAGCCUCUUGAAGAUAUCAAGCCCUGUCUUGGAAUAAAUGAAAUUUCCUCCAGUUUUUUCUCACUUCUUCUGGAGAUUCUGCUUAUAGAAGGGCCUGCUAGUCUCUCAGUGCUUGAGGAUAAAGUUAUGGAUUGGCAGUCUUCUCCUGCCAGCACAUUAAACAGCUGGUUCUCCUUUGCCCCCAGCUGGUCAGAGCUUGUUCUGCCUGCCCUGCAGUUUCUCACAGGUGACAGCAGAGAUGGUCCUUCCACAGCUUCUCCAUUUGUUGAAUUUAAAGAAAAACCUCAGCAGUGGAAACUGAUAGGCUCUGCUCAAGAGCAUGAGAAGGAACUGGCAGCAUUGUUCCAGCUGUGGUUGGAGACAAAAGACCAAGUCUUUUUCAAGGACAAUGAUGAAGAUAGCUCAGAUGCCACCAUACCUGUUCCCCGAGUAAGGACUGACUAUGUUGUCCGGCCUAGCACUGGGGAAGAGAAACGUGUGUUCCAGGAACAGGAGCGUUUUCGAUACAGCCAGCCCCACAAAGCUUUCACAUUCCGCAUGCAUGGCUUUGAAUCAGUGGUUGGUCCUGUGAAGGGUGUAUUUGACAAGGAGACAUCUCUGAACAAAGCCCGAGAACAUUCUCUGUUGCGAUCAGAUAGGCCUGCAUAUGUCACCAUCUUGUCUCUUGUCCGGGAUGCUGCAGCCCGUCUUCCUAAUGGAGAAGGGACUCGUGCUGAGAUCUGUGAGCUGCUUAAAGACUCCCAGUUUCUUGCUCCUGAUGUCACCAGUGCUCAGGUUAACACUGUGGUGAGUGGUGCACUAGAUCGACUGCAUUAUGAGAAGGAUCCCUGUGUAAAAUAUGAUACUGGACGCAAACUGUGGAUAUAUCUUCAUCGAGACAGGAGUGAAGAAGAAUUUGAGCGGAUUCAUCAAGCUCAGGCUGCUGCAGCAAAGGCCAAAAAAGCUCUUCAGCAAAAGCCCAAGCCUCCAGCUAAGAUAAAAUCCAGUAACAAGGAGACCGCAGUGAAAGUGGUUACUAGUAGCACCUCAGAACCAAGCCAGUUGAGCCUUAGUGACUCCAGCAUGCCUGCAACUCCUGUGACUCCAGUGACACCCACUGCCCCUCCCUUACCAGCAAUGUCCAUUUCACCACCUCCACCUCCACCAGCAAUCUCUGUGGUUAGCAAGAGUUUGCCAAGUGUUACAUCAGAGCAAGCUAAACCCAAUCAAAGCAUUCUUUUAGUGUCUUCUCCCACCAUGCCGCAGCUUGGGACAUUGCUCUCUACCACACAGAGUACUCCCACACAGACUGGGACUCAGCAACCUUCUCCUCGGGUAACCAGUCACACACCUUCAUCAGGGCUCCCACAGGUUCGAGUGGUUACAGCACAGUCUAGUCUCCCUCCUUUGUCUCAGUCAGCUGCAACAGUAACACAGCCACCACCAGCGGCAUCUGUACCUCAGAUCCGUGCCCCUUCCACUUCUGCACAAACAAAAGUACUGUCUCAGGCUGUUAUGGCUGUACCAGUGAAAGCUCAGACCAGCCCAGUCCAGGUGCAGAGGCCAGCUGUAACAGGAACAGCUAGUGUUGUUGGCACAGGAAUCUCUGCAGCACCCAGUCCUGCUCCAAAGCCAGCAGCCAGUUCUCCAAGCAGCUCUACACCCAACAUCACAACUAUUUCUUUAUCACCAUCGACAUCAUCCUCUUCAUCAUCUUCUUCCUCUUCAUCCUCUGCUGUCCUCCAGAACAUAGCUGGCCAAAAUAUUAUCAAACAGGUGGCUAUUACUGGACAACUUGGCUUGAAAAGCCAGCCUGGAAGCAGCAUCCCCCUUGCGGCUUCCAACUUCCGCAUCCAAGGCAAAGAUGUACUACGUCUGCCUCCCUCUUCCAUCACCACUGAUGCCAAAGGGCAAACUGUUCUCCGCAUAACCCCAGAUAUGAUGGCUACUUUGGCUAAGUCUCAAGUCACCACUGUCAAACUGACUCAAGAUCUCUUCACUACUGCUGCUGCUGCUGCUGGAAGCACUUCUGCUGGGAAGGGCCUCUCUGCCACUCUGCGUGUGACUUCCAGCCCUAUCCAGUCUUCUGACUCUCCUGCUAAGACCAGCAGUCCUGCCUCUGCUUCCCCAAGCUCAGCUGGGUCAACAGUGGUGAAAGUGACUCCAGACAUGAAGACUGUGGAGUCCACCAGUUCCGCCUUCAGACUGAUGCCUGCUUUAGGCAUGACUGUAGCAGACCAGAAGGGCAAAGCCAUCACUACAGUGGCAACCACUGAAGGCAAACCAGCUGCCACUAUAAGGAUUGUACAGGGGAUGGGAGUGAUGCCACCAAAAGCUGGGCAGACAAUUACAGUAGCCACGCAUGCCAAGCAGAUGCCCUCUUCCUCUUCAGUGAGCAUGCCUGGCACAGUCCUUACUUCAGCUGUCUCUUUGCCAACCAUGACUGCUUCAGUGUCCAAAGCAGUUGCUGUUGUGUCAGGAGCAGCAGGGACACCCCUAACCAUAGGAACAGGGACCACCACUAUGCGUCAGCUUCCAGUGAGCACCACUGUUGUAUCCACCUCACAGACAGGAAAACUGCCUGCUCGAAUCACAGUGCCCCUGUCAGUCAUAAGCCAACCUGUGAAAGGCAAGAGUGUUGUGACUGCUCCCCUCAUUAAGGGCAAUCUUGGGGCUAACAUCAGUGGACUGGGUAGGAAUAUCAUUCUCACCACAAUGCCAGCUGGGACAAAGCUGAUAGCUGGGAACAAGCCAGUGAGCUUUCUGACUGCACAGCAACUACAACAGUUGCAGCAACAAGGCCAGGCAACACAGGUGCGAAUUCAGACAGUGCCAGCCUCUCAUCUCCAACAGGGAACCGUAUCUGGUUCUACAAAAGCAGUCUCCACUGUAGUUGUGACAGCAGCACCAUCUCCAAAACAGACACAAGAUCAGUAGUAAAUACAGCUACAAAAUA
Messenger RNA from Sceloporus undulatus (fence lizard), 4238 nucleotides. RefSeq names its product nuclear factor related to kappaB binding protein (gene NFRKB). The transcript has 27 exons. The coding region runs from base 203 to 4219 and encodes 1338 amino acids. The record is from RefSeq and is a predicted model, not a curated record. Gene Ontology annotation, cellular component: Ino80 complex. NCBI's taxonomy places the organism in Eukaryota, Metazoa, Chordata, Lepidosauria, Squamata, Phrynosomatidae. Gene Ontology annotation, molecular function: protease binding.